AUGUUACGAGCUAAACUAUUGGACCAAAACUUAACUAAAGGGAUCUCCCAAUGUAAAGAUAACCCACUUCAUAUAGGAAAAAAUCCAAAUUUCAACAUUAUAAGGCCUAAAGAAGAAGUUAUAUGCUGUAAUUUAGGUAGUUCUAUUUGUAAUACUUACCCCACACUUUAUGAAAAAAAAGGAUUAAUAUGUGAAACUAGAAUUGAAUGCAACUUUAACCAUAAUUGUAUACAUAUAUCAGGCGUAGGCUAUGGAGAGACAGUAGAUAAAGAAUAUCCCAAAUCUGUUUCUAAUGAUACUUUACUAUUUUCUAAGACAUAUUAUACGGAGGAUAGGCCUAUUAGGUCGUGCAUAUCAAAUUUUUCUGUAUUUGGCAAAUGUAUAGUUUAUUUAACCGAUAAGUACAGAGUUUAUGCUAUAAGUGAUAGUGAAACUGUACAGAUCUACAUGCCUAAUGGUUUUGAACCAGAAAGAUUAGCUCCAACUAUUGAUGGAAUAAUGAUCAUCGGUAAAUAUAAGAAAGGGAUUGAUAAAUAUAACUUUUUACCUAUUACUAGACACCCAAGACAGCCAUUCUGCUCAAUAGAGGUGAAUAUUUCUGAUGGCAUAUUAGAAACCUCAGGGGAAUAUUUUCUAGCGAAGUCAUCGCUUGAUAUUAGAUGGAUAUCUUCCACUUUACCAUUAUUAAUGGCUUAUAGUUACUUCUACAAAUGUCAUAUUCUAAUUUUGUACAAAUUAACUAAAUUCAAUACUUUAGGUGAUAUAGUCUUUUUUGGGAGUGAGGUUUGGAGGGAAAAUUCUGAAUGUGCCAGCGAAAAUCCAUGUCUGGCUGAUACUGUAUAUAUUAUUGAACCUUGGAUUGGUCCUAAUAGCUUCCUCGUAUAUAUCAUACCUCAACUAAAAGAAGCCCGUUUUAUAGAAUUCAACAUAGAAAAGAUGAAUGGUUUCACUAAUUUAUGCAAUUGCCUACAUGAAAAUUGCAAUUCAUGCAAUUCUAGUUUGGGUAUCCUGAAGGAUGUGCAUGGAGCUGUAGCUUUAACUUCAACUAGUGAUCUGACACAACUUAUGCCUUUCAAUUCACCAAUUUUUAAUGGCUUGAUAUAUAAACGGAAAGCCUACCCUUUGUUCAAUGCUGAAAAAAUAUUACCUACUCCAAAUUUUCUUCUUGUUCUGAAGGGAAAUAACAAAUUGGCACUUUAUUGUGGGAUAACAUUCAUAUGUUAUGUAGAUAUAAGUAACUUCAACAAUGGAAUAUUUAAUAUUAUCCAUAUUGGAAAUGCAGUUGCAGACAGGUUUAGUGUUCUUUUCGAGAUACCUAAUCAUAAUAUUGCUAAUGGGACUUCAGAAUUUAAGUCUAAUAGGUAUCAAUUAUCAACACUACCACACGAUCUUUUGGUAAGGAGUACUCUUUCAAUUAUAUUUGAAGUGGCCAAAGCUUGUUUUUCUACUGAAAUCUUAAGAAUAAUAUUAUUAUGUGACAGCUCACUACAAUGGGAAAAGAUUUGUUUUACGAUACUUGGUGAGCAUGUACUCUCUUCUAUUAACACAUCACUAUCAAUAAGCCCCCAAGAAUCAAUAGAAUCACCUUCAUUUAGUGGUUUGCAGAAAAAGUUAAAAUUAGGUAGCAAAAUUACUGAUAGUUCAACUAUGAAUGAAGGUAGUGGAUGGAAACAAAUGAUGUCAUUUUGGAGAAAUUGGAUACAAAAAAACUCAAUAUCCCCAUUUCAUCGUUCAGAGUUUUCUUCAAUGAUAGUUAAAAAUACAAUUCCUCAUAUGCUUGUUCUACCAAACAAUAGUGAAUUAAGUGAAAAUAAUUUGCAUGCAGACAGUAGUAAUGUCAUGUUAAUAUAUUUAAUGCAUGGAUUACUUGAAGAAUUUUCUCUAUGUCCUGUUGUAGGAAUUUUUGAGAAUACAGUUCAUAGGCUUAGAAAUGAUCUCCUAUUACCAAUGUCAAUCUCUCUCAGUUUACCAAUUUAUACAGAAUACUAUCAGCUAAUGGGAAAUGGGCUAUCAAAAAGAACAUGUUCUCAAUUAAAUAAUACAGAUAGACUUUAUUCUCCCCCAGUUCUAGUGGAAAAAAUAUAUUUAAUUUUACAUGGGCAAAGGGAUUUUCAACAUGAUGAAGUAGUAGAUUUUCUACUUGAUAUAUUUCCCCUCCAAAAGUUCGCAAUUAAUGUCUAUAAUCUGGUAUUACAUAAAAAUUCACCUUUAGCGUUGGUUGAUUACUUAGUUGCAGAGAAUUUCACACCUCGAAAUUUCCCACUACUGCACCCACUAAUAACAUUUCCUAUACAUCAAACUAUAACAAAAAUGUCAAAGUCACCUUUACCUUUGAAUUUAUCAAAAAAAGCAUAUAUUCUACUUGAAAGAUAUGACUUGAUUGUAUUGGAACAAAAAAAUAUGUGCUAUAGAGAUUAUUCUGGAAUAGAAAGUGACAGUUAUUUAGAAUAUGAUUAUGAAAUGAAAAGUCUUAAUUUGUCAACUGUUGUUCUCCCACAUGGUAGAAAUACUGUUGAUGAUCAAAAAAAUAUGCUAGAGAAUCUGCAAAAUUAUUAUGAUAAUAAAUUGGAUAUAAGGAAUAAUUCAGUUCUCCAGAAACGUAGUAUUAAGGAAAUUUGGUUAAAUAAUCUAAAAGAGUAUUGGAUGGAAGGGCCCUUUUUAUCUAUGGAAUGGUGUUUUCAGCUAUUUUCAAAUAAUGUUGAAUUUUGCAAUGUCUUGCAAACUCUCUCAUUACAAACAGCACUACCUAUCAUAUUACAACGGUCAUCUGGAGCAUAUCCUAUUGAUGAAGAAUCAUGGGAUGAAUUUCAAAGACAAAGAAUAACUGAUGCUAUCCAGCUAGUAUUAACUAAUAUUUUAGGAAGAAGUUCAUGUAUCUUUAAUGGAUCUCCCUGGGAUUUUCUUUCUGAUCAUUUUCGUCGCCAGAGAAUAACAAAUAAGGUGCAUGAAGUUGCAUCUAAUUCAUACUUAUAUAUAGAUAAUGAAAGAUUUAAAGAUCUCUGUUCCGAUAGUUUAUUAUGGAAUGAUUUUCAUAUCGGCAUAUCAGACGUUCUUCAAAUUAACUCAAGUGGUUUUUCUUCUUGGUACAAACUAUCUGUAAAUGCUCGCAGAAAUUGGAUAUUGGAACAAUUAAAAAAUUUAGAAGCUCAAUAUAGUGUUGCAUAUUUAUCAGGUAUAUUCUUUGGACUUGGUUUAAGAGGUCUUUUAAAUACAGAGAAGUUGAACCUGCAAGUCAAAUUUCCACUAAUACUUGAUAGUAGUGAUAUCUUCAAUUUGUUAGCUAAUGAUGGUCAAACAAUAAGAACAUGCUCAAUAUUACUGGGAUCUGCUGUAGCAGCAUUAAGAACACAAGAUAGAACUCUAACAAGACUUUCACUAAUGCAUAUACCCAGCAUACUACCUACUCCUUAUACUAAAUCAUUGCAAAUAUCAAAUAUAAACCAGUAUGCAGCACUUUUAUCACUAGGACUUCUACAUGCCCAAAGCAACAAUUCCAAGAUUAUUCAAAUAUUAUAUUGUGAACUAUUUAGAUCAAUGUCCGAACUUGAUGAUCAGUCUUCUAUACAACACACAGUAUAUGCCACAUCAGCUGCUAUUUCAUUAGGUCUGGUAGCCCAAAUCGGAAAUCAACCAUUAGGUCAUGGAAAUACCUCUAGUACCGUAUUAGGAAUUACAAAGAAGUUGAUACAAGCAAUCACAAACUGUGGAGAAUAUACAAAGUGUCUAAAUAACUUUGAUACUGGGUUAAAGUCAAAGUACAUUGAAUAUUUACCAUAUAAUUUGCAAUCGGAGACUCCAAUGGAAUUUUUAAACAUAGAAAUGCCACCAAUACUUAAAGAUGAAACAAAUUCUGCAGUUAAUUUUUGCUUCAAUGACCUUCAGCAAAUCCCUUGCUCAAGUAAAAGCUACUUUAAAGAAAAUGUAGAUUUCACAUGUGUUAAUAUUCCUGCAAUCUUGUCACUUGCAGUGAUGCACAUUAAAAGUGCUAACCAAAUGAUUUCGUCAGAACUUCCAAUCCCAUAUGAUAAACCUGAUUAUUUAACUAAUUUUAGACCUGAAAUACUGAUAUUUUUGAUGAUGGCUAAAAUUGUAAUUGAGUGGGAUACAUCUGAUAAUCCAGAUUUUGAAUAUAUAAGGAAAUUUAUACCGCGCUAUUUAUGGUUUCUUCCCCCAGAUAAGAUGUAUCCCUGUCCAAUUUUCCAUAAAAACAGAGAAUAUAACAGAGAUAUAGUUAAUCCAAGUUUGAUUAAUUGUGUUUCUAGAGGUUCUCUUGAUUGGAUACAUUGCAUACAAUGUCGAUCAGCAAUGCUUGCGGGUGUUAUAUGGGGGUUAGGGAUAGUAUAUUCGGGUACCAGGAAUCAAUACAUUAAAUCUUCAAUGAAAUUAAUACUUGGAUACCUGGAAAAUAUACCAAUGCUGCAGAUACCCUUAAAUAUAGCAUCAACAAUACGUGAUGAAUAUACAUGUAGUCUACAUGUUACAAUUGACCGCUGGUCACGUGACUUAUGCAUCAGGACAUCACUUACUAGCUUGUCUCUUUGUUUUUCUGGGAGUGGUGAUAGUUAUGUGUAUAGCCAAAUCGAAUUUUUCCGUACAGAACUCUUGCAGUCCGCUCAACUUUUAUGGACUAGCUCAACUGCAAUAUCUGCACAUAGUAUUUAUACAAUACCUUCAAUGGAACAUGUUUAUAGUCAACUAACAGCAUAUAAUAAUGCACUGGGAUUUCUGUAUUUGUCUGCUGGACACCUCUCAUUUAAAAAUAGUGAUGCACUAAAUUCAUCAUUUUUACUUCUUGCUUCGUAUCCUAUCUACGCUAGAGACCCAUCUGAUAUAUCAACACCUGGAACUAUUUUUCAACCUCUAAGGUUCCUAUAUGCAAUUGCAGCACAAGAUGGUAAUUGUGCUAUUAUUCCCAAAUGUUUUGAAGAAUCUUCAGAGCUACUAGAUUUACCCCUGUAUUGUAGCUCAAAUUUUAAAAAUAAACAAUUACAGCACUUCAUCCCAAUUCAAGUUGAAGCAUCAAAGAUGAAUUCCAAGAGCUACUGGAUUUUACCCGAUAUUUUGCCUUCUAUAGAUACUAUCAAAAAAGUAACUAUUUUAGGGACCAAUUAUUACUCUUUAGAAAUAGAUUUUGAGAAGAUUGAAUGUAAUAACAAAUUUAUUCAUUUAUUGAAGAAUGGAGUAUUACCAGUACAACUUAGACCUGGGAGCCAACCUUAUACAUGGUAUGAUGCAAACUAUAUUAUUUUGCAAACUAAGAAUUAUGAAAUACCAUCUACAUUAUGGUAUUCAAGAGGAGUAUCUGCACCUGGGAAGCUUGAUAUUGAAAUAUUCACUAAUAAACACUUGGAAAAAUUUGCAAAAAAUAUUAGAUUAGAUGGAUAUAUCUUUAAACUGAAAAAAGUAGACAGUAGACUAAAUUAUUUGGAAUCUGCAAAUGAGGAUGGCAAUCUAAACUACAAACAUAUCUUACCAAUUAAUGAAACAUUUACAAUGGACUCAGUUUUAGAUAUGUAUAUAAAUAAUUUAUUAGAAAAUUUAAAAUUCCAGCUAUCUGAAUGUGGAAUUAAGAGCUCACUUUUUUCACCUCAUACUGUAAAACUACUCAGAAUAAUACUCUUACUUGAGAAGAGGGUCAAAUAUGUUCUUUUAGUUUCAUUAUAUAUAUCUGAGUUCUUUAAGUCGCAAGCUAAGACAUUGGUACGCUGUAUUCGCCAUUAUUACAACCUUGUUAAUUCUGUAAUUGCUCCCUCUUACGAAGAGAGGAAUAUAUUUAGGCUAUUUCUCUUAUUUCAUAGCUUACCAGUACCUUCUUAUUUCAUGAAUAUUGCUAAUAUUAUUCUUUGCAACUUAGAAACUGCAGAUUCUCCGCAAGAUAGUUCAAAGGAAGAAUUUGAUUUUCUGAUACCUUCGCUAAUGCUAUCAUUUCCUACAACUUCUUCUCUAGGGAUUCAAAUUUUAAGGACUAUAAUUGUCGACAUGUAUUAUACAAGAUCGAGAAUUCAAACGGGAGUAUCGACUGCAAGGAAGUUCCAUACAAAAUCAGAGUUAUAUGCUUUACUAAGCGCAUAA
Cryptosporidium muris RN66 is the source of this 6072-nucleotide messenger RNA. RefSeq lists its product as uncharacterized. The transcript has a single exon. Gene Ontology annotation, cellular component: anaphase-promoting complex. Bases 1 to 6072 code for a protein of 2023 amino acids. Gene Ontology annotation, molecular function: molecular adaptor activity. Lineage: Eukaryota; Apicomplexa; Conoidasida; Eucoccidiorida; Cryptosporidiidae. Gene Ontology annotation, biological process: metaphase/anaphase transition of mitotic cell cycle; anaphase-promoting complex-dependent catabolic process; protein K11-linked ubiquitination. The record is from RefSeq and is a predicted model, not a curated record.